UCCAUGCGUUUGUAUACUCAACGCUCCGCGCUAUUCCCUCUAUUCAAAAUAAAAAGCCUCAAUCACAAUAAAAAAAAUAGAUUUUUAAAUACUUCAACUACUUCAUCGCCGUUUCAAAGUGACGGACAUUUGCUCUCGUGUCUGAUCGAUGCAUUAAGCUUCUCCGCGGUUUAUUCCCCGUGAUUCCCUCGAAUAUUGAAUUACAGAAGCUGUCAGUUAAGAGUGAACCAUCGCACCGAUGAUAAUCGGAUGGAGGGAAGAAAAUAAAGCCAUCAAAGUGUAUUAAUUUCUCGUGCUUUAUUCAUCAUGAAACGCCGAAAUGAAAAAUGAGGGCAAACCUGUGGUAAAAUCGAUCAUGCGGUGAAUUAGUGGAGAAUAUUAGUGAUUUUAUUUUAUUUCAGUUGCAACAAGUGAUAUUUCAUUCAUUAUUGUGCUUGAAAGGAGCAUAUUCCGUUAAGUGAUUUUUUUGUUAUUUUCAAAAUUUCAGACAGUUCAAGCUUCUUCGCUAAUGUUUUAGCUAUUUUUACUUUUUUUAAUUAUGGGAACUGAGCUUUAUUAAGAAAAAACUGAAAAAUUGAGAAACGCAUCGGUAUACGACCUUUCUCGACCAGAAAUGUUUCCGGGCUUUGGAACAAAUACAAGUCCUUGGGAGUGAAAAAAAAAAUGAAGAAAACAUCGUAAAAGGUUUGGGCCAGCUACUGUAAAACAGGAGAUUUAUUGGAGAGUUGGUGGAUAGGAUUCUCCGGCUUAUUCGCGUCACUGUGACUGAUGACACUGGUUGGAGAGGCCGAGAAUAGGGAUCAAUAUAUGGACGGAUUACCAAGGAAGAGAUUUGGUUGAAAAUGACCAAAAUAUCAAAUAACGAUUAGAACAUCAUAUGGGUCCAAUGAUGCGCGAUUUUAUGCUAAAAAAAAUCACGGAAUGUGUCGUGAUAGUGUUUGUUCACAUAUCGCGAGUUUAAGCGGUGGUGGGAAGAAAUAUCUCAUAAAUAAUUCAUUAAAAGUUGGAUGUACUAAUGUCGGUUAUCGUGAAUGUGGGAAGAAGAGCUCUGGAAGAGUGCUGUCUGUGCAGUUAUUAUCAUCGUCAUAUUUAGGAGAACGAGGUGGUGGAAAAUUGUGCGAGAACACGAGCGGUCCACAUCUGGUCCGCCACCCUGGCGGUAUGGUCCUUUGGGCCGCUAUACUAUUCCUUCAUGGAGCUGGGUUCGUUGGAUCGAUGACAGGUAUUCCUGGCGUACCGGAGAACAUAACCGUGAUGUUUCUGAAUCCGACAUCUGUAAGAGUAUCCUGGAGCACCAGUCAGGUCGACCAAGUGGAAAAGUACGAUGUCACGUACAAACCAACCGAUGCAAGGAAUGAAACCAUCGAUCAGUACUAUGAAUCUUACAAUGAAACAUACAACGAAACGUUCAGCCUAACAUACUACGAACCGUACAAUGAGACGUACGAUGAAAGGAACGAUACCAGUGACAGUUACAGGAUGGUGCGGUUGGUCGCAGGGAACAGCGACGCUGUCACACUCAGCGAUCUCCAAGCUGACACCCAGUAUCAAUUGGUUAUCACAGCUGUGAGGGGAGGCAAGAAAUAUCGAAGUCGACCUAUCGUCUUCCGUACACUCGAGCCACCACGAACCUCUCCACAGCAGGAUGCAGCAGUCACAGGAGGCCCCAUACCACCGCCUCCACCAUCAUCACAACAGCCACAUGCUUAUAUCCAAGUGCGUGGAGUGGAAGUUGGGAUAGUAGUAAUGGUCUUACUUGUAUGGGCAGGUGCGAUAGCACUGUUCUUCAAUCGAUGGGGGAAGAUACGUAUGUUGUUACCUUAUCAGCCGGACUACAAGGAGCAACUCAAAGUACCAGGGACUGGAGUAUGCACAGCAGCAAAUGCUGCCUGCACACAGCACUCUAGUCAACAUGCCUGUUCACAGCAUCUGCACUGGUCGAGCCAUCGCGUGGAUUCCCUGGACAGCACUGGUGGAACUGGAGGUAUGGCGUGGCCAAGAGCCUCGAGGCCUCGUGUCAACAGUGCCAUCGACGUUGCUGGUUUUCUGUCCCAGGAAUUCCUCCGACGUCACGGUUCAACAUCCCGUCUCUGUCGGAAGGUUCGUAGUGCAGACAAUUUGCCCCUAGCUUCAUCUAGUCAUCAGGACUGCGAACAAACAGGCUGUCAUGAUGAGUGCAUGGAGAUGAACAGAGAGAGAGAUAUAUUUCUACCGCGAAAGAGUGAGGAUGAGGAGAAAUUUGGUGAGACUGAUUUCGAGUCGAAGAGGCAGAGCAGCUCAGAGAGUGGAUCAAAGGACCAUACUGAUGCGCCCCUCAUUGAACCAUAUCAUCAGCAAUCCACCUCCAGAAGCAGCGCUCAAGGGACCACCUCAACAACGUCCAUCUCAGGAGUAGGGAGACGCUUUGGGGGUUGGAGGUUUGGAGGUAGUCAUGAAUACGUCAGAUGUCCUGUCCGACAACCAGCGUCCAUAGAUGAAAGGAUAAAUCGUCGUUCCUGCGAACCAGAUUUCACAAGAGUCAAACCCCACCAUCCACGUCAUUUGCACCAUUGCUCAACAGACACCGAUAGUCACUCAAGAAGCUGCGAUUACACAAGAUACACAAUAGAACCGAGUAUCGAGACCCAACACUUUGGCCUGCCAAUUCUCAGUAUCAGUGAGCCAAGUCCGCCGGAUGAAAAAGAUCGCCUCGACGAUUAUUUGUAGGAGUUGCUUGACGAGGAUUUCCUCAAGGAACUCCUCGUUUAGUCCAACAUUCAACUCUCGAAUCGUUUCUCAAAUUGAUAAAACUGGUUUUUUAAGUGAAUGAAUCAAUGAUUCUGCACUCAAGUGUUGAAAAUCAGGGGAUAAAUCCAUCGGAUUUCGAAGAUUAUUCUGCAGAUAUAUGAAAGUUGUCAGGAUAAUUUCUUUGGAAAGGAAAAAAGUGUCUGCAAUAGGGAUUUCCUGAUGAAUUUCUUGAAACCUCUUUCAUCUGCACAUAUUUUUCCAAAUCAAGAUUGAUUGAUUCAUGCGAAUAUGCCAUCUCUAUGUGGUAGUGUCAAAAAAUAUCCAUCCAUUAAAAUUAAUACAAGAUUGAAUUCUCUCUUAAAAAUUUCUUGAAUAAUCAUAGAUUUUUCCUGUGUUGAAUCAAUGAAUGCAAAAUGAAACACAGAAGGAAUCCCUUUUUCAAAUGACACUCGCGAACGAUCUAUUUCCACAAAACUCAGCCUGUAUAUAGUAGUAAAGGUAUACGUAAAGAGCGGAUAAGCUGAAAAAGAAGGAUGUAGUAGAAAUACACGGAAAUAACGAGAUUUUUGCAAAUAAAAUCCAUGAAAUCUGAAUGGAAUCGCUGUUGAAAAUUGUCACCGAUCAAAUCAAAAAUUCAUUCGAAUUCUUCGAUUUAGUAAACUUGAAAAUUCCAUUUUUACGAUCCCAUAAAAUGAUUUAGAAAGCAACUCAUCAUUUCAAAGAGAAAAAUUAUUAUCUCUAAUUAAUAUCUGUCGACAAAAAAAACUCGUCCUCUCAUUUUCACUGUUUAUUUCAUUAAAAUCUCGGCUUCAUACUGCAUUCAAAAUUAACAAGAAUUCAUCAGUCAUUCUGAAAUUUUAGAUAAUUGCUCUAUAUGAUGGACAAACUGAUAUCGACGAAUUUUUUAUGCACAUAAAAUUUUCAACAGCGAUAUUGAAUAGAGACCUAUGAAUUUUGAACAAAAUUAUCAGAGAGUUCAAUUUUCAGUAUCAGUGAGCCAAAGAUAUUUUUUCAAAUCAAGAUUGAUUGAUUCAUACGAAUAGUCCAUCUCUAUGUGGUAUGUCAAACAAUAUCCAUCCAUUAACAUCAAUACAAGAUUGAAUUCUCUCUUCAAAAUUUCUUGAAUGAUCGUAGAUUUUUCCUGUGUUGAAUCAAUGAACGCAAAAGAAAACCGAAGGAAUCCCUUUUUCAAGUGACACUCGUGAACGAUCUAUUUUCACUAACCUCCGCCUGUAUACAGUAGUAAAGAUGUAUGUAAAGAGCGGAUAAGCUGAAAAAAAGGGGAUAUAGUAGAAAAGAUUUUCGUUAAUAAAAUCCGUGAAAUUUAAAUGGAAUCACUGUUCAAAAUUGCAACCCAUCGCAUCACAAAUUCAUUCGGAUUCUUUGAUUUAGUAAAAUCGAAAAUUCCAUUUUUACCACCCGAUAAAUUGAUUUAAAAAGCAACUCAUCGAUUCAAAGAGACAAAUAAUUUUCACUGUUUAUUUCAUUAAAAUGUCACCUUCAUGUUUCAUGAAAAAUUAACAAGAAUUCAUCAAUCAUUCUGAAAUUUCAGAUAAUUGCUCGAUAUGAUGGACAAACUGGUAUCGAUGAAUUUUUUAUGUACAUAAAAUUUUCAACAGCGAUAUUGAAUAGAGGCCUAUAAAUUUCGAACAAAAUUAUCAGAGAGUUCAAUUAUUCUACUCCACUGGGAAAUGUAUGUAUUACGUGGUUACAACUCUGUUGCAUCAAUGCAAUUCGAACCCCCCCCCCCUCUCUCGAAACAAGUUUCAUAUGAAUAAUAAUGUAUUUGUGUAAUAUGUGUGAGAAACUACCAGAGAGAAAUAUUCGAGAAAACUGUUAAUAAUCGAUAAAGUUUAAUGUUAAGUCCCUUCAUCGAAUGUAUAUUUCUUCAUGAUUCACUCAUUGAUUUGCAAUUCUUCAUAAUGUACAUUACCCAAUCCUUAGUGUAGCUAUUGAUCAUCAUAAUGAAGGAAAAAAAAUUAUUUCCCCAUUUGUACAUUUAAUCACCAAUUUUUCGUAAUAAUUUAAUUGCUUAAUCCAGUCAAGCGGAGGCAUCACCAGUGCGGAUUGAUCAUGUAGAAUUAAUGCAACGAAAUCACGCAAUGAAAAGUCAAUAUUCGGAGUGUUGAGAAGAAGACGAGAAAUUCUCUUCAUAAGUAAAAAUUUUCUAAUACUAUAGCUUUACAAAUUGAGACCAAAGAUGAAUCAAACUAUUUAUGUACAACAACUUGAUGAUUUUGAUGUUACUAAAUCUACGGAGAUUAACUCAAAUAUUAUAAUUAAUUGAUCAGUCAUUUUCAAUGGACAUGAGGAAAAUCAGGUGUGAAGUGGUAGAAAGUGAUUGUCUAAGAAUUGACCGAUCUUAUGAAAAAAAAGUUAAAGUACUCUUUUUGUGGAGGAAAUAAUUUCCUGCGAGCGAGAUCGUUCGAUAUUUUCUCGUAAUAACACACAACACUCGUCUGUGGAAAAACUACUGACCAACAAGUUUCACCAUUUCUCUACUUGAAUAAUUGAACGAAUUUCGUAGAGGAAAUAAAACUUACGUGUUUUGAAGUACUUUCUACACAUACUUUUUGAUGUAAAUAAUUGUGGCAUAUCUGGAAUGAAUAAUAUAUAUACUGUAUCGAUGAUAAGAAGAUGGAGAAACUAGUAAAUAAGAGAAUCUAUUUCUAACGCAAGUUUAGAACCGAAAUAUUAAUUAAAAUAAAUGAAUAUUAUUGUA
Molecule: messenger RNA, 5449 nt
Organism: Diachasma alloeum
Lineage: Eukaryota; Metazoa; Arthropoda; Insecta; Hymenoptera; Braconidae
Exons: 12
Coding region: 922-2706 (594 amino acids)
Molecular function (GO): protein binding
Source: RefSeq, a predicted model, not a curated record